Messenger RNA from Diatraea saccharalis (sugarcane borer), 1386 nucleotides. Lineage: Eukaryota; Metazoa; Arthropoda; Insecta; Lepidoptera; Crambidae. The record is from the annotation of a GenBank genome assembly.
AUGUUUAACAACAGACAAGAUCCACGCCUCGAGGGAUUGGAACUUCAACAAAAAAUAAACGAUCUUAUUAAUUAUUACAUGCCAAUGGAUCUCGAUGCAACUUACGAGCCGAAUAAAGUUACAGCCAUCAAAAAGUUGAACUUCAUUAUAAACAAUUCCAACCGACAAAGUUUGCAAGAAUCCGAAUUCGAUGAUAUCCUGAAGUGUUCUCUAACAUUGGUUUAUUAUUUUGGCAUGAAACUAAAACUGAGUAUGUUGACAACGAAAUAUUGGCACUGGUGCAAGAAAAGAUUGUUUCACAAAGCAGAAUCAGCAUUCCAAAAGACCAUGGAUUGCUUUCAGCCGGAACGCACCGUGCCUACGAUCAAGAUCACCCUAACAUUCUUUUCCAGUGUAGACUUGUGGCCUUUUGAGAACUUUGUAGGUCAGAUAUUGGAAGUGGCCUUUUAUUUUAGUCAAGGAAAUACAAUACUGUUUCACUUAAUGCUUACCGACAUUCACUGUGUUUUGUUUAGCGAUAUAAAGUCGGCCAGACACCGUAUGAGAGUACUUUAUGAGUUGCUCAAAAGUGAUAAUUGGAUUAUAGACAAACAUAAGUUAUUACCAUUCGUAACGAGGCUUUUAGAUUUCUUCGCCCAGAGUAAUACCAAAGAUGACAAAGUUACUCCAUACGGUUAUUUGAGAAAAGGAUUCGAGGUUUGCCUGCGUCGAAUAUUUCAAAGAGUUCAGAAUAAUCAACGCAUGAUGAUAGUAACGACUAUGUUGAACUGGUUAUCUUUAGCCAACAUGAGUGAUGAUGAUAUAUUGGAAUUCUCCACAUUAGUCGAUCAUGUUGCAGCUCUGUAUGAAGUGCAUAACUACAGUGAGAGUUUCCAAGCUGAUUUGAUUGAACAUAUACUUUGUAACUUGGUUGGAUCUUGGAGAGAGCAACUUCACGAGAAUAUACUUAUUGCGAUCAAGCAUCAUUGCAGGAAUUCUAUUAAUUUGAAGUCUAUUUUUUCUUUGAUAUGUUGCAUCGCACUAGAAGUGCCAUGUAAUUUGUCAGCGGCUAUGGUCGCCUGUAUAGCGAUGUCGAUACAAGAUUUCGCUUUAAACGGAGAGAAUUUAACAGUAAAUUCUCGAUAUUGGAUGCAUGCGAUAGUUAUAUCAGUGAUGUCGCUAAUUUGCUGGGUCCACAAAGCGCCAGUUUUAUAUCGUUAUGUGAAUGAAAUAAUCGCUCGACGUGCGAAAGAGGCUCCACAGCUGAAUCCACCUCUUCUGCAAACAUAUAAUGUCGGAAAUCAUCACGUCACGUGGAACAAACCAAACCUUUUCUUCGAGGACUGGGAGUUGAGAUAUGCUCUGUGGAAACAUUUUCAGAAUGUUCGAGUGCGUAAUUAUUUUUAA